Messenger RNA from Paramuricea clavata, 1200 nucleotides. Lineage: Eukaryota; Metazoa; Cnidaria; Anthozoa; Malacalcyonacea; Plexauridae. The record is from the annotation of a GenBank genome assembly.
AAGAUGGCUGCAGCAGGUCAGUCUCAGAGAUCCGAAAAUAACCCAAGAGCAAGAAUCUCGAGUCUCUCUCGCUUCUUAGGAACCCAUAAAGCGGCCAUGAAAUGGAAAAGUUCUUUGCUCCUCUCAGAAUAUUUCACAAAUAAGACGACCCGCGAUCCUGGAACAUUUGACGUGGACUACAAUGAUACUCCAGCCGUGAGAAAAAUGAUUGAAAAAAGCAGAAAAAUGUUUUACUUGGAAGAUAUGCAUUUGGAUGAGGUAUCUUUCAUGAACAAGCCUCAGAACAGUUAUGAAUUAAGUCCUGUUAAGCCUUUUAAAGUUUCUGAAGUCAGAGAAAUAAUGAAAAAUGCGAUGCAAGAAAUAAAUGAUGAGAAGAACAAACAUGAGACAGAUGGGGAUUUAUGUAAAUCGCUGGCAGAUGAAAUUAAACUACGAGUGAAAAAUUCUGGGUUUUCACGGUAUAAGAUUAUAUGUGUUGUGUCUUUGCUUCGAGGUUGCGAGAGACAGAAUAUAAUGAUUGGUAGUCGUUGUUUGUGGAAUACAGAUUAUGAUAAUUUCGUACAAGAAAUUUUUGAAAGUAAGCGUUUCACUGCCGUGGCAACGGUUUAUGCUUUGUAUUAUGAGUGACUGUUGAAACUAAACAUGUUUAUUGUUGUUGUAAAUAAUGCUACCCUCGCUGGCUAUAUGUAUUGUUCUACAUACCAGGUGAUCUCGUGUUCGUAUUUUAGCCAAUCAGCGCUCAGAAAGGGUUGUCCGCAUAGAAAUCCAUUUUGAGGUAUUCAGUCAAUUAUAUCUUUCGUUAUUCUUUAUGAAACUAGUUGAAAUUUUGUAAUUAUGUUUGCUUAUGAGAACUAUAGCUCUGACAAAAAUAUGGAAUAGAAAUAAAGUAUAUUACAGGAGAUAUUCAGUUGUUUUAAUCAUAAAAUGGAUUUCUAUUUGACAACUAGUGCCAGUACUUUUCCGCGUAUCAAGAUCAUCUGGUAGUAUUAAAGCAUAGCAACACCUGUAUAAGAGUGAAGUACGUGGCGCUUCUUUCAUUGAAAUAGCCUGCAUGGCAGAUCUGACCUUUCCGGUGUUCCGCCGGGUUGGCUGCAACUCCUGCAAGCAAGUGGUGUAGAAUUGAAAUGUAACAAAGAGUGCUCUUGAAAGGUGGAGCAGCGGGUGGGGGGUGACAAGACAUGAGGGUGACAAGGCGUGGAG